Messenger RNA from Papaver somniferum (opium poppy), 657 nucleotides. Its product is annotated as glutathione S-transferase F13-like. Gene Ontology annotation, cellular component: cytoplasm. The transcript has 3 exons. Lineage: Eukaryota; Viridiplantae; Streptophyta; Magnoliopsida; Ranunculales; Papaveraceae. The coding region runs from base 4 to 657 and encodes 217 amino acids. The record is from RefSeq and is a predicted model, not a curated record. Gene Ontology annotation, molecular function: glutathione binding; glutathione transferase activity.
AUAAUGGCUUUGAAAGUACAUGGACUCGCCAAAUCGAUGCCAGUGUCAUGUGUGAUGCUUUGUCUAGCUGAGAAAGAAUUAGACUUUGAGUUUGUUCAUGUUAACUUCUCCAAAGGGGAACACAAAUCCCAUCCGUUUCUGUCAAAAAAUCCAUUUGGAAAGAUUCCCGUAUUUGAAGAUGGACCUAUUACACUUUUUGAAUCUCGAGCGAUCACCGGAUACAUAGCUCACAAAUACAAGGAUAUCGGUACGGAUCUGUUUAGACAUGGUAACAUCCAAGAAGCUGCAAUGGUUGGAGUAUGGAUGGAAGUUGAAUCACAACAUUUCAGCCCUCCAACUACUGCAAUCAUCUAUGAAAUGUUUGUUGGGCCUAUUUUCGGACACACAAUUGAUCAGUCUGUUGUGAAUAUGAAUAUAGAGAAGCUCGAUAAGGUGCUUGAUGUUUACGAAGCUAGACUUAGCACCUCUAAGUACCUUGCAUGUGAUUCAUUCUCACUUGCAGAUCUCCAUCAUCUUCCUAACAUUUACUACCUAAUGAAGAUCACUCCUUGUGCGGAUCUAAUCAAUUCUAGGGCUCAUGUCAAGGCAUGGUGGGAAGAUAUUUCAGCUAGACCAUCUUUUGUUAAGGUUGCUCAAGGACUUACUCUAGGUGAAUGA